AUGGAGAAAACUACAGAUGUACUUCUUCUCACUACGAAUUCUUCAGAGAAGCAAGACACUGUAUGUAUUUUUGGAACUGGAGAUUUUGGACGAUCACUGGGACUUGAAAUGCUCCAAUGUGGUUAUUCUAUUGUUUUUGGAAGUCAAAACCCCCAGAUGUCCAGUCUGCUGCCCAACGGUGCAGAGGUCCUGAGCUACUCAGAAGCGGCCCAGAAAUCUGACAUUAUAAUCAUAGCAAUCCACAGGGAACAUUACGAUUUUCUCACAGAAUUAACUGAGGCUCUCAAUGGGAAAAUACUGGUCGACGUCAGCAACAACCUGAAAAUCAAGCAGUAUCCGCAGUCGAAUGCAGAGUACCUUGCUCAGUUGGUGCCGGGAGCCCACGUGGUAAAAGCAUUUAACACCAUCUCAGCCUGGGCUCUCCAGUCAAGGGCACUGGAUGCAAGUCGGCAGGUGUUUGUCUGCGGAAAUGACAGCAAAGCCAAGCAAAGAGUAAUGGAUAUUGUUCGUAGUCUUGGACUUACUCCAUUGGAUAAAGGAUCUCUCAUGGCAGCCAAUGAAAUUGAAAACUACCCACUGCAACUGUUUCCAAUGUGGAGGUUCCCCUUCUAUUUGUCUGCUGUUCUGUGUGUAUUCUUCUUUUUCUACUGUGUAAUAAGAGAAGUAAUCUACCCUUAUGUUUAUGAAAAAAAAGAUAGGACAUUCCGCCUGGCUAUUUCUAUUCCAAAUCGUGUCUUUCCAAUAGCAGCACUUACACUGCUGGCCUUGGUUUACCUCCCUGGCGUUAUUGCGGCCAUCCUGCAGCUGUACCGAGGUACAAAAUACCGCCGAUUCCCAGACUGGCUUGACCACUGGAUGCUGUGCAGAAAGCAGCUUGGCUUGAUAGCACUGGGAUUUGCCUUCCUUCAUGUCCUCUACACACUUGUGAUCCCUAUUCGUUAUUAUGUACGAUGGACAUGGACCAACAGAACCAUUGCCCAGGCAAUAGCCAAGAAAGAAAGUCCAUUUAGUACCUCUACUGCCUGGCUCAGCGAUUCAUAUAUCGCUAUGGGAAUGCUUGGAUUUUUCCUGUUUGUACUCCUGGGAAUCACUUCCUUGCCAUCAGUUAGCAACAUGGUCAACUGGAGAGAGUUCCGAUUUGUCCAGUCCAAACUGGGUUAUUUGACCCUGAUCUUGUGCACAGCCCACACCUUGGUGUACGGCGGAAAGAGAUUCCUCAGUCCUUCAAGCCUCGUCUGGUAUCUUCCUUCAGCCUACGUGAUAGCACUGAUCAUCCCUUGCACGGUGCUGGUGAUCAAGUUCAUCCUCAUCCUUCCAUGUAUAGACAAGACCCUUACACGGAUCCGCAAGGGCUGGGAAAGGAACCCAAAAUUCUCAGAAUCAGCAUUGAAUGGAAAAACAGAUAUUUAA
Globicephala melas (long-finned pilot whale) is the source of this 1410-nucleotide messenger RNA. It is a transcript of the gene STEAP4, whose product is annotated as STEAP4 metalloreductase. Gene Ontology annotation, molecular function: cupric reductase (NADH) activity; ferric-chelate reductase (NADPH) activity. Lineage: Eukaryota; Metazoa; Chordata; Mammalia; Artiodactyla; Delphinidae. The record is from RefSeq and is a predicted model, not a curated record. Gene Ontology annotation, cellular component: plasma membrane; endosome. Gene Ontology annotation, biological process: copper ion import.